AUGUUCUUGUUCUCCCUCAGAACCAGCAACAUUGAGAUCAAUGACAUGCAAACCAAGGCGUUCAUUGUGAUCAAGAUGUACGGGCUGACCUUGGAGAUGGGCUUCAUCUUCGUAAAGUUGAUCUUCCUGGAGAUGAGCGAUUUCAUCUUCUUGCUCAUACACAGGGUUUUCAUUGAGAUCAGUUCUACAAGGGAAGGAGGGGUGUGGCACAGACGGGAAAUCCCCUGGCGCGGUGGUUCAAAUUUUGCAUUCCCCACAGUUGAUUCUGAGCCGCAAACUGUGGGCAAGCUUUCUGUAAUGACACGUGUAAUGGACGUGUCUCUAGAGUGUUCUCCGAAACUUUACGAAUGUUACACGUGCAAUACCUCUCCUCUGGACCAGGUGCCCAUGCCAAUGCAGGUAGCAAAUUACCAUAAUGCCCCUGUGUACAGAGUAAAAGCAGAGACGAUGGAAAUGUACUUGGUUGAGGACCUCGAUUUGCUGGACGAUGACGACGAGUUCGGCGGGUUUGGAGUCACCGUCGGCAGCGAUACCCCCAGGCCGGAUAAGCAAACGUAUGAUACUUCUGCUGGGGAGUACAGAAAUGGGAAAGACAUGCAAGGGAUACCCUGGGAGAGUCUGAACUAUGGUAGAGACGACUACCGUAGGAUGAGGUUGAAGGAGUACAAGAACUAUGAGAGCCUCUCCAGAUCACAUGAGUUGUUGGAUUUGGAGUGCAAACAAGUGGACAGAGGAAGCACAUUCUAUGAUUUCUGCUUCAACACAAGACUUGUCAAGUCAACAAUAGUUCACUUUCAGCUGAGGGACCUCAUUUGGGCCACAUCCAAGCAUGAUGUCUACACGACGCAGAACUAUUCAGUCAUGCACUGGUCUUCUCUUCUUCAAAGAGGGGAAGAAGUGCUCAAUGUGGCAAAUCGUGUACUUCCAAAGAAGACGGUCCGUGGGGCUCAGCCACUGUUCAGAAUGCAGAUGAGCUCAAUGGCCUUAAAAGAUAAUCUUUUGGUAGCUGGUGGUUUCCGGGGCGAACUGAUUUGCAAGUACGUCGAUCAACCUGGAGUGGCUUUCUGUACAAAUCUUGCCGAGGAUAAGGAUAGCAUCACAAAUGCUGUAGAUGUGUACGAGUCUCCUAAUGGGUCUACACGAGUGAUGGCUGCCAACAAUGACUGUGCUGUCAGAGUUUUUGAUACCGAAAGGUUCAAGCUACUUAGCCACUUGAGAUUCCCAUGGUCGGUCAAUGAUACAUCAGCGAGUCCUGAUGGCAAACUUAUUGCUGUUCUUGGCGAUAGCUCUGAGUGUUUGGUAGCUGAUGCUCAGUCCGGCAAGGAAAUCGCAAACCUCAGGGGACACCUAGACUACUCGUUCUCAUCGGCCUGGCACCCUGACGGCCGCGUCCUCGCCACCGGGAACCAGGACACCACCUGCCGGCUGUGGGACGUGCGCAACCUCUCUCGGUCUUUCGCGGUGCUGAAGGGGAGAAUCGGCGCGGUGAGGGGCCUCAAGUUCUCGUCGGACGGCCGGUUCCUGGCGAUGUCGGAGGCGGCGGACUUCGUCCACGUGUACGACUCGCAGGCCGAUUACUCGAGGGAGCAGGAGAUCGACAUCUUUGGAGAGAUCGCAGGCAUGUCAUUCAGCCCGGACACGGAGGCCCUGUUUGUAGGGGUCGCUGACCGGACGUAUGGCAGCCUGAUCGAGUUCAGCAGGAGGCAUCGGUACGACUACUUCGACUCCUGUCUAUGA
Messenger RNA from Miscanthus lutarioriparius, 1737 nucleotides. The record is from the annotation of a GenBank genome assembly. NCBI's taxonomy places the organism in Eukaryota, Viridiplantae, Streptophyta, Magnoliopsida, Poales, Poaceae.